Molecule: messenger RNA, 1602 nt
Organism: Panicum virgatum (switchgrass)
Lineage: Eukaryota; Viridiplantae; Streptophyta; Magnoliopsida; Poales; Poaceae
Product: 26S proteasome regulatory subunit 10B homolog A-like
Exons: 10
Coding region: 154-1350 (398 amino acids)
Biological process (GO): positive regulation of RNA polymerase II transcription preinitiation complex assembly
Cellular component (GO): proteasome regulatory particle, base subcomplex; cytosolic proteasome complex
Molecular function (GO): proteasome-activating activity; ATP hydrolysis activity; ATP binding
Source: RefSeq, a predicted model, not a curated record
CAAACCCCUCUGCUCACGCUCACGGCCCGGCUCCGCCUGCUCCGCGCGACUCGGGUUCGUCUCCGCUCUUCUUCUUCUUGCGAGAGAAGCAAAGCCAAGCGGCGCCGCCGCCACCGCCGCCGAGGGUAGGUCGCCGGAGGGGGUUGGAGGAGGAUGGCCGAGGGCGGGGAGGACGCGCGCCGCCGCGCCGCAGUCGCCGAGUACCGCAAGAAGCUCCUCAGCUGCCGGGAGCUCGAGGCGCGGGCCAAAACAGGGAGGGAGAACCAAAAAAAUGCAAAGAAAGACUUGGAAAAAACUGAAGAGGAUCUCAAAGCAUUGCAAAGUGUGGGCCAAAUUAUUGGUGAGGUCCUUCGACCUUUGGACAAGGAACGAUUUAUCGGGAAGGCCAGCAGUGGACCACGCUAUGUUGUCGCCUGCCGAAGUAAAGUUGACAAAGAAAAGUUGAUUGCUGGUACAAGAGUUGUUCUUGACAUGACAACGCUUACUAUCAUGCGCACUUUGCCACGCGAGGUUGACCCUGUGGUUUACAACAUGCUACACGAAGAUCCUGGCAAUGUUAGUUACUCAUCUGUAGGUGGCUUGUCGGAUCAAAUAAGGGAACUCAGAGAAUCCAUUGAGUUACCGCUUAUGAAUCCGGAACUGUUUCUCCGUGUAGGGAUUAAGCCUCCAAAGGGUGUGCUACUCUAUGGUCCACCUGGAACUGGGAAGACACUCCUAGCUAGAGCCAUUGCUAGCAACAUCGAUGCUAACUUUUUGAAGAUAGUUUCAAGUGCUAUCAUUGACAAAUAUAUUGGUGAAAGUGCACGCUUGAUUCGUGAAAUGUUCAACUAUGCACGUGAGCAUCAGCCAUGCAUCAUUUUCAUGGAUGAAAUCGAUGCCAUUGGUGGCCGAAGAUUUAGCGAGGGCACAAGUGCUGAUCGUGAGGUUCAGAGGACAUUGAUGGAGCUUUUAAAUCAGCUAGAUGGAUUUGAUGAGCUUGGGAAGGUGAAAAUGAUCAUGGCAACAAACAGACCUGACGUUUUGGAUCCUGCGCUCCUUCGGCCUGGGCGAUUGGACAGGAAGAUCGAGAUCCCACUCCCGAACGAGCAGGGGAGGAUGGAGGUCCUCAAGAUUCACGCAGCUGGCAUCGCCAAGCAUGGCGAAAUCGACUACGAAGCUGUUGUGAAACUGGCUGAGGGUUUCAAUGGCGCUGAUCUGCGCAAUGUCUGCACAGAAGCUGGCAUGGCUGCCAUUCGAGCAGAGCGCGACUAUGUUAUUCAGGAGGACUUCGUGAAGGCAGUGCGCAAGCUGAACGAGGCCAAGAAGCUCGAGUCCAGCGCGCACUACAGCGCCGACUUCGGCAAGGAGUGAAGGGGGACGACCUGAUCCAGAGACCUUCUGAUUUUAGUGGAAACCCUGUUAGGCCAUCUCGGGCGGGAGAGCUCUCAUCCUGACGCUAUCGGUGGCGAGCAAACAAGUUACUCUUCGUUUAUUUAUUAGUUCCAUCAAAUAGAUUUCAGGAUGGAUGUAGGCCAUGUAGCUGCAAGCAGGUCGGUGUAGUGUAAACUUCGAAUUCACCCUGAAACUGAUCUGAUCACGUUGAGGAUGUGCAUCUUGCUUGCU